GCUUUUCCUCAGCUUGUUCUGUUUGCUCUUUUUCCCUUAUUACUUUUAAUUUGUCUUCAAUUGAUUGAUUCUACUGCUACCUAUAUAAUAUCUGCUCCUUGCAACUUAUUUUUCUUCUUUGAUUAACCUCCUAGCUCUCAAAUCAAAAUUACCAAAAUGCAAAUUCAACAAUUUAUUCAAGCCUAUCUUGCUUCCAAUUUAUUGAAUUAUGCUGUUGACAAUCAAGCAGUUUUAGACAACGAUCAAGCUCAAGUUAAAAACACAGAUACAUCUGACUUAUCUCUUGAUGAUACUGCUGUUGAUGAUCAACUACUCCGUUCUCAAGGUCAUGCUAUUAACAUUUUGAAGAACAAGUCAAACGAUACCACUUCAAGUAAUGGAGCCAAUGAAUUGAUCAACGUAAACUAUAAUGGUGUUUUUGGUGUUGCCCUUGCUAUCGGUUCAGCUUUUCUUUUAUAAAUAUAUCUAUAUACUGAUAUUUUUAUUUUUUAUUUAUAAAUUAGCUACCUAAUAAAAAAAUGCUUUUAUUU
Ascoidea rubescens DSM 1968 is the source of this 530-nucleotide messenger RNA. RefSeq lists its product as uncharacterized. Lineage: Eukaryota; Fungi; Ascomycota; Saccharomycetes; Ascoideales; Ascoideaceae. The record is from RefSeq and is a predicted model, not a curated record. The transcript has a single exon. Bases 157 to 459 code for a protein of 100 amino acids.